CUCUUAAAAGAAGUUGAAGAACCUCUCUCUCUCUCUCAAACCCACUUACCCAAACUUUAUUUUCGCCCUUUCGCAUAACUUAUUAUAAUUGAUACCUAUUUUUUGAUUGCUAUCAUCCCAGAAAGGAUUCGACCUUUUUGAGGAAGAGAUGGAAGGGAGAUCGUCGAUCGAGAACCAGCCCCCCUCUUUUGGGGAUUUGAUAACGAUUCUGAGCAUUGAUGGUGGUGGAAUCAGAGGAAUUAUUCCUGCUACCAUCCUUAGCUUUCUUGAGUCUGAACUUCAAAAUCUAGAUGGUGAAGAAGUGAGACUUGUCGAUUAUUUCGAUGUGAUGGCUGGGACGAGCACAGGAGGUCUUGUUACUGCCAUGAUCACCGCACCAGGAGAUAACAACCGCCCUCUCUAUGCUGCCAAAGACAUCACCUCCUUUUACCUUGAUCAUUGCCCCAAAAUUUUCUCCCAAACAAGCGGGCUUCUUGGAUCUGUCCGCAAGUUUGUGAGUGCAGUAACGGGCCCCAAAUACGAUGGAAAGUACCUUCACAAGCUCGUGAGGAAGCAGUUGGGUGAUAAGAGGCUUCAUCAAACUCUCACCAAAGUUGUUAUUCCUACAUUUGAUAUCCGAUUAUUGCAGCCCACCAUCUUUUCUUCCUACCAGAUGAAAGCUGAUAAAUCCAAGGACGCGUUGUUAUCCGACAUUUGUAUUAGCACAUCGGCCGCUCCGACAUACCUUCCUGCUCAUUAUUUUGAGAAUGAAGGGAAUGAUGGGAAGAUUAAAAGCUUCCAUUUAAUCGAUGGAGGGAUUGCCGCUAAUAAUCCAGCACUUGUGGCUAUGGGUGAGAUAACAAGAGAGGUACUAAAGGAGAACACCGAUUUUUCCCCCAUGAAACCCAUGGAUUAUGGUCGAUUCCUCGUCAUCUCUGUAGGCACUGGUUCUGCAAAAUCUACUGAUAAUUAUAGUGCAAAAGACGCAGCCAAAUGGGGUGUUUUAGGUUGGUUAUACAACAAUGGGGGCACUCCCCUUAUCGACACAUUUCAACAAGCAAGUGCAGAUAUGGCCGACAUCCACAUCUCUGUUGUGUUUCAAGCUCUUCAUUCUCAACGCAAUUAUCUACGUAUUCAGGAUGACACAUUAAUGGGAGACACAUCGUCCACAGACAUUGCAACGGACAAAAACUUGAAGGAACUUGUGAAGGUGGGUGAAGGGCUCUUGCAAAAGCCAGUUUCGAGGGUGAACUUGGAGACGGGGAAAUUUGAGCCAGUGCCAAAUGAGGGCACCAAUGAGCAAGCUUUAGUCAGGUUCGCGAAGUUAUUGUCCAGUGAGAGGAGAACUCGACUGCAAAGAUGUCCUCACUCCCUCUCCAACAAGUGAGACUCUCUUGUUGUUGCCUCACUCAUAGCUGAAGAUUGGAUUAUUUGAAUUCUAAGCACGGCCACAACUAAUAUGUGGGGCAUUCGAUUUGUUGAAUUGAUGUAAUAGGAAGACAUUAGCGACAAUGAGUCGUUAACAAAUAAAGUUACUCUCUAGUUUAUCUGGAAUAACCAAAAUAAAUAUGUACUUAUUCUCUUCAUGUAAUUCAGCACUAUCUGU
Messenger RNA from Amborella trichopoda, 1585 nucleotides. Its product is annotated as patatin-like protein 2. NCBI's taxonomy places the organism in Eukaryota, Viridiplantae, Streptophyta, Magnoliopsida, Amborellales, Amborellaceae. Gene Ontology annotation, molecular function: monoacylglycerol lipase activity; glycerophospholipase activity. Gene Ontology annotation, biological process: lipid metabolic process. The record is from RefSeq and is a predicted model, not a curated record.